AGUGACAUUCAAAAGAUGAAGUACUCAUGGAAUGUGGUUUGGGAAGUAAUGCGACUUGCACCACCUGCGCCAGGAGGUUUUAAACAAGCCAUGGCAGAUUUCACGUACGCAGGAUAUCGCAUUUCGAAAGGAUGCAAGCUGUGCUGGAGCUCAACGGCUACACAUAAGAACCCUGAGUACUUCCCAGACCCAGAUAAAUUUGAUCCUUCAAGGUUUCAAGGGGAUGGUCCGGCUCCGUUUACAUAUGUUCCAUUUGCAGGAGGACCUGGUACAAGCGCCGGCAAAGAGUAUGUUCGGGUUCAAAUACUUGUCUUCGUUCAUCAUCUCGUAAGGAGGUACAAGAUAGAGAAAUCGAUCCCUUUGAAUCCGAAGGACGAAGAGAAGUUAAUAUUUAAACCAUUUCCAUUACUUACCAAAGGGCUCCCUAUUUGUAUUCGAGCUCAUUAG
This is a messenger RNA of Papaver somniferum (opium poppy), 447 nucleotides long. RefSeq names its product beta-amyrin 28-monooxygenase-like. Gene Ontology annotation, molecular function: heme binding; oxidoreductase activity, acting on paired donors, with incorporation or reduction of molecular oxygen; monooxygenase activity. The record is from RefSeq and is a predicted model, not a curated record. Gene Ontology annotation, biological process: sterol metabolic process. The transcript is spliced from 2 exons. Bases 16 to 447 code for a protein of 143 amino acids. NCBI's taxonomy places the organism in Eukaryota, Viridiplantae, Streptophyta, Magnoliopsida, Ranunculales, Papaveraceae.